This is a messenger RNA of Ilex paraguariensis (yerba mate), 366 nucleotides long. The record is from the annotation of a GenBank genome assembly. Lineage: Eukaryota; Viridiplantae; Streptophyta; Magnoliopsida; Aquifoliales; Aquifoliaceae.
AUGUGCAGCAACUUUGAGGACAUUUUUGAUGCGAGACACUUCAUUGAUUCACUAAGAGAUGAAGUUCGAAUUGUCAAAAGGUUGCCAAAGAGGUUUACCAGCAGAUAUGGAUAUCAAUCUCUAGAAAUGCCUCCUAUUAGUUGGUCAAAUGACAAAUACUACUUGCAAAACAGAUCCUGUCGUUUUUCAAAACUCAGAUGCCGUGUUAAUUAUCUGGCUCUCAAAUUCACUCCCCAGAUUGAGGCUCUGGGGUUCCAAUUGGUUCAUGCCCUUCAAGGGAGGGGACCAUUCGUAGCGUUGCAUCAAUUCGAGCACAAUAUGAGAUGUGCAUGGUUAGUUUUUGGGAUUAUUGGAGUUAGUAUUUAA